ACAGCUAAAUGAGGCCCUCGAGAGCGUACGAAGUCUCGCGAUAUUUCAACGGAGGCGUCAGGCACCGGCAGCCGCGGCAGUGACGGUUGACUUCGCCAAGGCGUAGCUGGCAAGAUGCGGUGAAGGCGGUGACGGUUUUCCCUCAGACUGCGCCUGCAUGGCUGGAAACAUGAGCUCUCCGGAUGAGGUGUCUUCUCGGGGGGACAAUUUGGGGCCAGAAAGUGGGGAGCACUCAGAAAGACGCCGUUUUGCCCAUGGAUUCCCAAGAGGACACGACGUAGGCCCUGAGGAGAAGCUGUUACGUAGCGGAGGGGACAAAACGUGUCUCCCGGUCUCCAAGACUUCCCAGUAUGAGUCCUGGUUAGACAAGGAGGAUAUGGAGGGAAGGUCAGUGGUUUGGGGCUGCGAAGGUCGGCCUGGCACUCCAGUGGAUGACAGAGGGGACGGUUUAGACUUUGCCCAGCAGCUGGCUGUAGAAGGUACAAGCUUCGGGCAGCAUGUAGCCAACCGGGAGGCCUGGGGUGUCCACAGAUAUCCGUCCCCACAAAUGUGUGCUGCGGAGCCCUUUAGCAUUUGGGGAGACCCAGACGCAAGCAUGCUCAGGAGAAGCACGCGGCCUCUGACCUCAAUGGAAGGAAGGCAGUUCGCAGCUACCCAACAGCACUCCAGAGGUCUGGGGCGAGGCAGGGCCUGGAUGACCCCAAGAAGAAGUGCCACAAGUAGGGUGGUAACCAGUGAUGAUACUCAAUAUCCAUCCUCCGACCCUGACUCUUCUGAUGAGUUCAGUGAGAUACAGAUGAUGAGGGUAACCAUUUGUCUCAAAGAAGCAAGCCAGCCCAAGUCCACUGGCCUCACUGAGCUGGAAGAUCCAGCUAGACACACGAAUGUCCAUGGCAGGGAAAGUUUUGCCCAUGUGCCUCCCUCUUUGCCGUCCACUACUCCAAGAGGGCUCAGUUCAGGCAUAGAAAAGCAGGCUUCAGGAGACUAUGAAAGCUCUUUCACUAAGAAAAAACAAAGUGUGGUUUGGGGGAAAGAAGGGAGCAGGCCCAGCCACCAAGGAGCUACUGCAGCUGCUGCUGCCACUGCCAGUGCCUCUGCCACUGCCUCUAUUGCUGCCCAUGGCCCGGUUGCUGUUGCUUCCGGUGGCUUGCACAAGACCAGUCCUAGAAAGAAGCCAGCCCAGGAGAAGCCAUUUCAGUGGGAUGCCUCAAGAGGACCCAUAGGGAGAACCUUCCCACCAUGGGGACAGAGACUCAAAUCAGCUCCUGUAGAACCAUCCACUUUUCCCCCAAUCUCAGGGGUUGCCCUGCUAGGGAAGGCCAGUAAAUGCUCACUGCCUUCAGGGCCCAAAGAGUUCAAGUCCUUCUACACUGGGAAGAAAUCCAUGACAAAGAAGACAAGGGAGACACAGUCAGGGCCCAAAGAAGAUCAUAACACAUCAAGAGAUCUUGGCCUGCAGGCCCAAGUGAGUGAACAGGAUCCACUUAUGGGUCCCAUACUCCCUACUGAAGAAAGUGAGCAAGUACUACAAGGGACACCAGGUUGUGCUCAGUGUCUGAUGUUACAGAAGGAAAUAGAUGAACUCAAGGAACAACUAGCGAUCAUGCAGGCCCUCAACGAAAAGUUCCAGAAUCUUUGAAGUUGGAGCCAGAGUCUCCCCCCACAGAAGAGGCCAAACUACUACCCCAUGGAUCCUGCUUCCUUCCAGUUC
This is a messenger RNA of Mastomys coucha (southern multimammate mouse), 1711 nucleotides long. RefSeq lists its product as uncharacterized. The transcript is spliced from 5 exons. The coding region runs from base 158 to 1639 and encodes 493 amino acids. Lineage: Eukaryota; Metazoa; Chordata; Mammalia; Rodentia; Muridae. The record is from RefSeq and is a predicted model, not a curated record.